CACUAGUCUGUCAAGUGUCAUUCAAUUACUGAAUUGAGUAAGUCAAUGUAUUCAUCAGUAUUCAGUAAUCAUUGUAAUUUCAACCAGGCUGUUAUACAGUUGUGUCCGUCGUUUGAUAUAAAAUCGUGCAGUUAUAACUUUUAUUGAUUUUGAAAAUCAAAAAGUAAAACAAUGGGUGUACCUGCUGGUAAUGCUGAAAACGGAAAGAAAAUCUUCGUACAGAGAUGUGCACAAUGCCAUACAGUUGAAGCUGGUGGUAAACACAAAGUAGGACCCAAUCUGCAUGGAUUCAUUGGACGCAAGACUGGUCAAGCGGCCGGGUUUUCAUACUCGGAUGCUAACAAGGCAAAAGGUAUCACUUGGAACGAGGACACCCUCUUUGAAUACUUGGAGAACCCUAAGAAAUAUAUACCAGGAACCAAGAUGGUGUUUGCUGGCUUGAAGAAGGCAAAUGAACGUGCAGAUCUAAUUGCGUACCUCAAAGAAGCUACUAAGUAACUUCAACAAGUUUAGGAAAUUAUUAUAAGAAGCAUAUUCCAGUCGUUACUGGAACCAACUUCUUAUAUCUUAGCCCAAUCAGUAUCAUCUCUUAUUUUAAUGUAUUUAUUAUUCAUCCACUCAAAUGACAAAAUACAAUUGGUAUUUAAUAUGAAUAUCAAAUAGAUAAUGCAAAACCACUGUGUGUGUGAAUGUUAUUACGUAUGACCGUUAGGAGUAGUGCAACAUUGCUGUGAAUGCUUUUGAUGUUAUUAAAUUAUUGAAAUAAGUCACUCUUAGAUUUUUAUUUGUGAAAGUACCCACUUUAUGGACCUAUUUAAUAGUUGCCAUCAUUGUUACCAAUAUUAGUUUAUAUUAAAUUUACAAUUACUUAAUAAAACUGUUAAAAGGUG
Molecule: messenger RNA, 890 nt
Organism: Leptidea sinapis
Lineage: Eukaryota; Metazoa; Arthropoda; Insecta; Lepidoptera; Pieridae
Product: cytochrome c
Exons: 4
Coding region: 172-498 (108 amino acids)
Biological process (GO): mitochondrial electron transport, cytochrome c to oxygen; mitochondrial electron transport, ubiquinol to cytochrome c
Cellular component (GO): mitochondrial intermembrane space
Molecular function (GO): heme binding; electron transfer activity
Source: RefSeq, a predicted model, not a curated record